UACACAUAACGAACAAUCAUCUACGAACACACAAAACAAAAUCUAUCAGCAGAAAAUUUCAAAGUUUCUACGAAACGAUGUCGUUGUCCGUUGCCGUUUGCAACUCGCCGGUGUUCGCCCCGUCCUCGUCUCUUUUCUGCAACAAAGCGUCGAACAUCUUUCCGGCGCAUGAAACCCUAACACUAUCUCGUUCCCAUAUCAAUCCUCCGUCUGCUUCCGCUGCGUCUCCCACAUCGCCCUUCUGUCUCCGCCUACUGAAACCGCCGGCUAAAUUAGGAUCUGGAUCGGACUCUGUUCCCGGAGCCUGUAACCGACAUUCGCCGCCGGUAAGCGUUUUGAAGAGGAAACGACCGACGAGGAUUGAUAUACCGGUGGCUUCGGCGGGUAUUGUAGCUCCGGUCUCGGUGAAUGAAGAGACGCCGGGUGAGGAAAGUGGAGAGAUGGAGAGGGAUGGUGAUGGGUUUUCGGUUUAUUGCAAGAGAGGAAGGAAAGAAGCUAUGGAGGAUCGCUUCUCUGCCAUCACCAAUCUUCGAAAUGAUCCCAAUCAGGCGAUAUUUGGAGUCUACGAUGGUCACGGAGGAUCAAGAGCGGCUGAGUUUGCGGCUAAGAACUUGUGUAAUAACAUUAUAAAAGAGAUAGUUAGCGAGAGGAACGAGUCAAAGAUUGAAGAAGCUGUAAAACGCGGUUACCUAGCGACUGAUUCUGAGUUUCUCAAAGAGAAUGACGUCAAGGGCGGCUCGUGCUGCGUCACGGCUCUGAUCAGCGACGGGAAUCUCGUGGUGGCCAAUGCCGGUGACUGCCGUGCUGUUUUGAGCGUUGGAGGUUUUGCAGAGGCCCUGACUUCUGACCACCGUCCUUCCAGAGACGAUGAACGGAACAGAAUAGAAAACUCGGGUGGAUAUGUGGAUACAUUUCACAGUGUUUGGAGAAUCCAGGGAUCUUUAGCGGUAUCUAGAGGAAUCGGAGAUGCUCAUCUCAAGCAAUGGGUAAUAUCUGAACCAGAGACAAAGGUUCGCCGAAUAAAUCCCCACCACGAGUUCUUGAUCUUAGCGUCAGACGGUCUAUGGGACAAGGUUAGUAACCAGGAGGCAGUAGACAUAGCUCGACCGUUCUGCAUAGGAACCAAUCAUAAGCAGAAGCCAUUGUUAGCCUGUAAGAAGCUCGUUGACCUCUCUGUUUCACGAGGCUCAUUAGACGAUAUCAGUGUGAUGAUAAUUCCUCUGUCUCGCUUCAUCUGACCGUUAGAUAAAUUAUAAAUGUAGAGAUAGGAAAGCAAUUUUAGACGUGUUUUAACUUCAUUCAGAUAUUUUAUUUGUUAGGAAACUCUGUGAUUGUGUAUAUACCGUAUCGUAGCAUGUUUAUUGUACACAAACAAAAAUCCAAAACUUGA
Molecule: messenger RNA, 1390 nt
Organism: Eutrema salsugineum
Lineage: Eukaryota; Viridiplantae; Streptophyta; Magnoliopsida; Brassicales; Brassicaceae
Product: probable protein phosphatase 2C 2
Exons: 3
Coding region: 78-1238 (386 amino acids)
Biological process (GO): protein dephosphorylation
Cellular component (GO): nucleus; cytosol
Molecular function (GO): protein serine/threonine phosphatase activity; cation binding
Source: RefSeq, a predicted model, not a curated record